AUUCCUCUCUACCCUUCAUUUGAAAGACCGAAACAAUUCCAUGGCUUGGAGCAGAGAAUACUUGGAUUUUGCUUUGGUCCCAACUGGUUUAUUGAUCUUGUCUAUUUACCAUGUUUUCCUUCUUUAUCGAUGCCACAAAUUCCCUGAAACUACUGUCAUUGGCCUCGAAAACCAUUUCAAGAAAGCCUGGGUCGAAAGGAUGAUGCAGGUUCAGGCAAAAGAUAGAGGAUUAUCAUUGACGAUGAUCGACGGCACGAUAUCGGCGUCGAUUUUCCUAGCGACGACAUCGCUGACGUUGAGUUCGCUCAUCGGAACAUGGCUAGCGGAUGCGUCUCAGCAAAGCCUCAUCAAAAGCAGCCUCAUUUACGGCAACACGAGCUCGUCGAUCAAUUCGAUCAAAUACAUAGCACUUCUCAUCUGUUUCCUGCUGGCAUUAGGCUCGUUUCUCCAAUGCGUUCGCAACUUAGUUCAUUCGAGUUUCUUGAUUACCAUGCCGAAUGCAGAUAUCCCGGUGAGUUACGCCCAGAAAGCAGUGAUAAGAGCAGGUGCUUGUUGGUCGAUUGGGUUACGAGCUAUUUACUAUGCUACCGUGUUGUUGCUUUGGAUUUUUGGGCCAAUCCCAAUGUUUAUUGGCUCUUUGAUUAUGGUGAUGGUUUUUGCAUUUGCUUGAUAGAAAUAUCACCCCAUUGCAUCAGUUUGAAGAAGCUAAGUUGAUCGAGUAAUAUGGUUAAUAAGGUGAUCAGCUACGAGUCUCAUGCAAUAGCUGGUCGACUUACUCAGCAUCAUGAUAGGUUAAAUCAGAAUACAAGAUGUGACGUUAUAAUCGUUAUUUAUAUUAACAAUGAGACACACUAUCUUCAAUAUAUAUACUAAUAAAUCUUAUGAAUAUUUAUUAUUUAUUAA
Molecule: messenger RNA, 903 nt
Organism: Hibiscus syriacus
Lineage: Eukaryota; Viridiplantae; Streptophyta; Magnoliopsida; Malvales; Malvaceae
Exons: 1
Coding region: 41-670 (209 amino acids)
Source: RefSeq, a predicted model, not a curated record